AUGUCCGCCGCAAAGAUCCCCGCAGGCAAGACCUGGUUCGACACGCACAAGGUGCACUUCGAGAACGUCCCCACGGGCGCCGACGACGGCAUCUCGACCACCGAGUUCCUCGACGCCUCCGAAGCAACGACGACGCUCUUCGACCUUUUGGGUUCCGUGGCUUUUACGCCCGUCAAAAACGACAUGCUAGGCAACAUCAACAAACUGCGCGAAAGACAGAGAGCCGCACCCGAAGGCUCGACCACCGUGCAACAACUAGUCAAGACGGAGCUGGCCUCGAAAUCACACAAAGCCACCGAAGGUCUCCUGUGGUUGACUCGCGGGCUGGACUUCACGGCCCAGGCGCUCCGAUCCGAUCUCACCACCAACGCUGCGGUCAAGGUCACGGAACAGAAGCCGGCCAAGGAGCUCGCGGACGGGUUUCGGGCGAGCUACAAGAACACGUUGGCGCCUCAUCACGGGCUGCUUAUCAAGCCGAUCUUUAGUGCCGCCAUGAGUGCUACGCCGUACAGGAAGGACUUUUACGCGAGAUUGAGUGGAGAGGGCACAGAUCCGGAGACGACACGGCAGGAGGCGGAGAGGUGGGUGGCUGCGUUGGAGAAGCGGGUUGCUAUUCUCAAGGCGUUUCUGGCCACCAAGGAGGCUAAAUGGUAG
Molecule: messenger RNA, 654 nt
Organism: Cladophialophora yegresii CBS 114405
Lineage: Eukaryota; Fungi; Ascomycota; Eurotiomycetes; Chaetothyriales; Herpotrichiellaceae
Exons: 1
Coding region: 1-654 (217 amino acids)
Biological process (GO): ceramide transport; intermembrane lipid transfer
Cellular component (GO): cytosol; cytoplasm; membrane
Molecular function (GO): ceramide 1-phosphate binding; ceramide 1-phosphate transfer activity
Source: RefSeq, a predicted model, not a curated record